Molecule: messenger RNA, 534 nt
Organism: Didymosphaeria variabile
Lineage: Eukaryota; Fungi; Ascomycota; Dothideomycetes; Pleosporales; Didymosphaeriaceae
Exons: 1
Coding region: 1-534 (177 amino acids)
Source: RefSeq, a predicted model, not a curated record
AUGACCAUCCACGACAUUCUCGCCGGGAUCGAAGAGAUCAAGGCCGAGCUCAAGGAAGUGACAUCACAUCUCAAAAGCGUCGAGAAGCGGGUCGUACGUGUCGAGACCUUACUCCAACAACGCAACGAUUCGGCGGUUUCUAUACCUGCACCGUCAACACAAGGGCUCGCGCAUGAUGCUAGCGGUCGGAAAGACAGACCUCAGACGCAAGCCUCCUUGGACUUGAUACCCGACGUGAUUCCCCAGCCCACUCAAUAUCAUUCGGCCGCCGAGUCGCAAGGUCAUACGACCAGGUAUGAUCAUAACGCAGGGUUCAGUCACAAUUCCCGCACUGGUGGUUACCAGCCGCAUCAAGCCCAACACAACCUCCCAGCCGAACUACCUGGAGAACCUGAAUUUGUGGAGCCGCAUGUGGGGGAGAACACAUUGGCGCCGAAUACAGUCAACUAUCCUACUCUGCCACCCUCUCUCGCUGCGCCUCCUCCUGUAGAAUCAGGACAAUCCCGAAGGUUGCAUUUACGUGAGUCAAAUUAA